AUGGCCAUCUUUACGUCUCCGACAGCUCUACACAAUGCCAAUUCUUUGGUGUCCCGCCAGUUCGUGACCCAGAUGCAGUCAGGUGUCAUAAACCCGGGUGUCCUUCAGAAUGGCGCUCAUCCAAGCCAUCCCUCCUUCUUUCAUCUGGUGCUUCUCGUCUUCGAAGCGGUGCUGGAGGUCAUCUGUGUCAGCUUGCCGGGUUACAUUGCGGCAAAACAGGGCAUGUUCGACGCGGAGGCUCAAAAGCUCGUGGCUAACUUGAACGUUACGCUGUUCACCCCGUGUCUGAUCUUCAUCAAGCUCGGUUCCCAAUUGACGGCGGAGAAACUUACCGAUCUUGCCAUCAUCCCUUUCAUUUUUAUCGUGCAAACCAUGGUCUCUUACUCCUGUGCUUGGCUCAUCUCACGAUGCUUCGGCUUCAAAAAGCGGCCAGCCAAUUUUGUGGCUGCAAUGGCUGUCUUCGGCAAUUCCAAUUCUCUUCCCAUUUCCCUUGUCAUGUCGCUUUCGCAGACCCUAAAAGGCCUUCACUGGAACAAAGUUCCGAACGACAACGAUGAUGAAGUGGCAGCGCGCGGAAUCUUAUAUCUGCUCAUUUUUCAACAGCUAGGCCAGCUCGUACGUUGGAGUUGGGGUUAUCACAUCCUGCUCGCUCCAAAGGAACGAUACCUGGAAGCGGCGGAAAGGGAACAAGGCGCCGCGCGAAUCGAGCAAGGUCAAGCACGCUAUAGCGACAAUCCCGAUCAGGGCGAUCCAGAUGAACCGCUUAUCAGAACACGAAGCUCAGAUAGUCUGACUGGUCACGCAACGGGCUCGGCUGGCGACACCGAGGAGUUUUCUUCUGGCGAGCAGACUCCGGUAAAUGUGCGCAGUUACUCAUACGCGAAGCUACCUGCUCAUGCCGAUGACCACGAUGAUCCGGACGAUCCGCCGGCUCUCCUUGGGCCUCCUCCUCGCGGACAAUUCCUUCCACGUCAAGCCACCCGAGGGGAUAUCUUAUGCUUUCCUAAUAUCGAGCUAUCGCACGAAGGUCAUCGCCAUAAAAAGGGUCCGUUCAAGCGAUUCAGAAUAUAUCUGCGCGAACGUCUUAACCGCAUCACGGACGCUAUCGGGCGCUGCUGGGAGAGGAGCACAAACGCCGUGUAUGAUCGUCUCCCGACUAGCGUUCAGAAACCUCUGUCAGUUUGUGCUCGCGGGAUCAGACGAUUCUUCCAUGGUCUCUGGGAGUUCAUGAACCCUCCUCUGUGGGCAAUGCUGGUGUCAAUCAUCGUCGCUUCGGUACCCUCCUUGCAGCAUGUCUUUUUUGACGAGGACACAUUCAUGAACAAUUCAGUCACCCGGGCCGUGAACCAGAAUGCUCAAGUGGCCGUGCCUUUGAUCUUGGUGGUACUGGGAGCCAAUCUUGCGCGGAACACUUUGUCUCAAGAGGCGUUGGAGGAUAUGGAACAUCCCAAAGAAGAGAAGAAGCUGAUCAUCGCUUCCCUCGUGGCGCGUAUGCUCCUGCCGACCUUGGUCAUGGCUCCAUUUAUUGCCUUAAUGGCGAAAUACGUCCCUGUCAGCAUCCUGGGUGAUCCGAUCUUCAUCAUCGUCUGCUUCCUGCUCACAGGCGCUCCAUCCGCUCUUCAAUUGGCACAGAUUUGCCAGAUCAACAAUGUAUACGUCUCGGCCAUGUCAAAGCUUCUGUUCCAGAGCUAUGUUGUUUGGAUUCUUCCCUCCACUCUGAUCCUUGUCAUGUGCGCCUUGGAGGUGGUCGAGUGGGCCUCCGCUUCCGCCUAA
This is a messenger RNA of Aspergillus clavatus NRRL 1, 1773 nucleotides long. RefSeq names its product Auxin Efflux Carrier superfamily. The transcript is spliced from 4 exons. Gene Ontology annotation, biological process: transmembrane transport. The coding region runs from base 1 to 1773 and encodes 590 amino acids. Gene Ontology annotation, cellular component: endoplasmic reticulum; membrane. The record is from RefSeq and is a predicted model, not a curated record. Lineage: Eukaryota; Fungi; Ascomycota; Eurotiomycetes; Eurotiales; Aspergillaceae.